UUGAUGAAUUAUUUAUAAUAAGUAAGGAGAAUCUUGUUUAUGAGGUUCUUCUGAAUAACCAAAUUAUUAAAGAGUUUGUAUAUACAUUUAGAAGAAAUAAGAGUGUUGAAAUUAUAGAUAAUGAAGAUAUUGAAAUCAUUGAUAAUGAAAAGGAUAACAGCAUUGAAAUUGCAAUU
Molecule: messenger RNA, 176 nt
Organism: Dentiscutata heterogama
Lineage: Eukaryota; Fungi; Glomeromycota; Glomeromycetes; Diversisporales; Gigasporaceae
Source: the annotation of a GenBank genome assembly